Messenger RNA from Gongylonema pulchrum, 576 nucleotides. The record is from the annotation of a GenBank genome assembly. Lineage: Eukaryota; Metazoa; Nematoda; Chromadorea; Rhabditida; Gongylonematidae.
CUUGCGUGUUUUUGCGAAUAUACGCGACAUCGCAGACCGUUUGGCAUCAUCUCCGUUGGUUCCUCUCCUUUCUUCUGGUAUGCAGCAGUACUGCUUUUAGAUGUUUUAAUAACUGUGACGACCUUCACUCUCAAAGCCAAAGUUCGCAUCACUUCUCUAUGGUUACAGGAUGCGCAGUUGUCUGGAAGUCGCUUGCCGGUUCUGCCGGAUGAGAUGAUGAAAAUCGAAGGUGGCCAGCCAAUCGUUGUUUGUUUCAAGGAAAGAAAACCGGAAUCAGUUGUCCUGCCGGUAUAUGUCAUGACGGAUCGCACAAUGCACCGGAAGCCGCGGCCGUUCGACCUUAGUGGAUCGGCACAAAUGACGCCGCCCUCCACUACUCCUGAUAUUCCUGUGUCAUCUCCGUCCGCACGUGGAGUUAGCAGCAAGAAGUCAGUCACCGUACCAACCUCCCAAGAAGCGGUCGCAGAGGGCAGCAGCAGGAAGCAGCAGGAUACGGCCAAAGAGAAGCGUGCAAGUCCCAAAGAAGAUGAAGAAGGUAAGUGUAUGGUUAAACGGGAAGCGAAACGUGGCCUGUGA